UUCUUCAAUUUAUAUUACGAUUUGAAUUUUUUCGAACUAUGUUAUCAAAAAAUUACUUCUACAAUCUACUAUUCCUAAGUUCGAUAUGCUUUUCUAUGAUGGAUCUGAACAAUGGAAGUUUAAUGACAUUGUCACCUACUGACGUGUACUUUCAAAUUGAAAAUGAAUCAUAUGGCAUCAAAAAUACUGGCCUAUCUUUAGUGAAAGAUCAUAACAACGACACGUUUGAUUUAAAAGGAAAAUACAUUCCUACUUUUGCGAUGUUGAAUGCUAUCAAAGUUAUCAAUUAUAAAUUGUUUAUUAUACACAAGAUUGGUACCCCAGUUCCUAUAAAUAUAUCUAUCAAAGCCGAAAAUUACCAAUUUGAAAUUAAUGAUUUGGAUAAAAAUUCAACAUAUUCCCUAAAAGUUCUCUUCCAAUACGGAAAUGUUACAAUUAAUCAGUUUUCUGUGACCCUAACAUUCAAAUAUGAAAAGAAACCAAAAUGUAUCGAAAAGGGCUUGAUGUGCUUUCCUAUGAGGGAUCAAAACAAUGGAAGUUUAACAAUAUUAACACCUUAUGACAUGCUUUGCAAAAUGGGAAAGAAUACAAUUUAUGGCAUGAAAAUUUUUGCACUCAAGGUAUGGAAAAUUAGUGGCAUCACGUAUAGUUUAUAUGGAAAAUUAUUACCUGAUAUAUCGUUGAACACUAAUUAUUCACUCAAAUAUACAUUGUAUAUAUUUAAGAAUGGAACAUUUAUAACAGUUAUUAAAAAUAAAUCUAUCAACAUGACGGGAAAGGAACAAUAUACUAUUGCAAUUGGGAAAUUAAAACAGCCUACAACAUAUUACUUAAGAGUUUCCUUAUACCACGAAAAUGAUACAACUAAACUGUUUUCUCUUAUUCAAAAAUUCAAAUAUCCGAUAUUACCAAAAUGUAUCGGAAAGGAUCCGAUAUUACCAAAAUGUAUCGAAAAGGAUCCGAUAUUACCAAAAUGUAUCGAAAAGGGUUUCAUAGGCUCUGAUGUGAAGCAUCUGGACACUGUACGUGAAAAUUCAAUGACAUUCCAAAAUGAUUCAAUUUAUGGUCCGAGAUUUUUAACAAUCGAACCAAUAGAUAAAUAUGUCCAAGGGUCUAUUGAUAUAGCGGCAAGAUUUUUAAUUCCUAAAUCGGAGCGUACCAUAAAAUAUUUCAUCUGUACCUUAAAAAAAAUUGGCCGAAAUUAUACUCAGACCCAAAAUCUCGUAUACAAAUCGAGAAAAGAAGAAUACCAAUUUGACUUUGAAAAUUUGGAUCGCAAUUCUAUAUAUUACAUAAAUAUAGGCACCAAAUACGAAAAUGAUAUAAUAAAUCACAUUUCCUCUAGUCGCACUUUCAAAUCUCAAGAUGAAUUAAUAGGACGUAUAGAAUUUAGUAAUUUCUAUGAUGCGACGAUAUAUAAGGUAAGGAGGAUUACAUUAAAGGACGGAUUAGCAAUUCAAGUAUUUUGGAAUUCUACUGUAAGAACGAAAAAUACUUUAUUUUGCGUUUCAAUGGAUUCCACCUAUCCGGGAAAUGUUUCAAAAAAAGCUACGAUAUGGGGAGAGACUUCUCACAUCUUUCUGAAGGCGAUAACAAAUAACGAAUAUAGAUUAUCGCUAUGGGUUUCGGCGUUAUGCCAAUUCGAAGAAAAUGAUAAAUAUCAAACCAAACAUCAAGUCUAUAUAAACCUUAAAUAAUAAAUUUUUAUAUACUCAUAUUAUUUGGUAUUUAAGGGAAUUUGUGAUUAAAAUGAUUUAAACAUGGGUUAAUUAUAUAAUCUAUUUUUUA
Gordionus sp. m RMFG-2023 is the source of this 1788-nucleotide messenger RNA. RefSeq lists its product as uncharacterized. The coding region runs from base 39 to 1697 and encodes 552 amino acids. Lineage: Eukaryota; Metazoa; Nematomorpha; Gordioida; Chordodea; Parachordodidae. The transcript has 16 exons. The record is from RefSeq and is a predicted model, not a curated record.